This is a messenger RNA of Sarcophilus harrisii (Tasmanian devil), 2654 nucleotides long. RefSeq names its product malonyl-CoA decarboxylase (gene MLYCD). The transcript has 5 exons. Gene Ontology annotation, cellular component: mitochondrial matrix; peroxisomal matrix. Gene Ontology annotation, biological process: fatty acid biosynthetic process; acetyl-CoA biosynthetic process; malonyl-CoA catabolic process. NCBI's taxonomy places the organism in Eukaryota, Metazoa, Chordata, Mammalia, Dasyuromorphia, Dasyuridae. The record is from RefSeq and is a predicted model, not a curated record. Gene Ontology annotation, molecular function: malonyl-CoA decarboxylase activity. Bases 202 to 1749 code for a protein of 515 amino acids.
AGUCCCAGGGCAAGUUCCCGGCGGUCCGACCUUUGGCCACACUGGGAAGGCAGCCACGCGCCUGCAUCUCUGAUUGGUCGCCACCGUACCCGCCCCCAAGUCCAUCCAAUCGGCGGGCCUGGCGGCGCUCGAGGAUUCCGGAAGCACGGGGUAGUGGUGGUGGCCGUGGUCCCUAACAGCUGUCCCCGGGCGCUCGGCGCCAUGAGAGGCCUGGGGCCCGGCCUGUCAGCGCAAAAAUUCCUGCGGCUGCGGCUCAGGUCCAGGUUCCUGACCCGGCCACGGCCGCGACGGUUUGGGGCCCCUGGAGCCACCCUAGAGCGGGCUAUGGAUGAACUGCUGGGCCGCACCGUGCCGCAAGCCCCGGCCUAUGAACUCCGGGAGAAGACGCCGGCCCCCGCCGAGAGUCAAUGCGCGGACUUCAUGCGUUUCUACGGCAGCCUGGAGGGCGCGAGCCAGCGAGCCGAGCUGCUGAGCCGCCUGGCGCGGGGCUUCGGCGUGGACCACGGACAGGUGGCGGAACAUAGCGCGGGCGUGCUGCGCCUCGGGGCGGCCGUGGGGGCCGCGCCGGGCCCGCCGCCGGGUCCCGGAGUCUCCUCGUUGCCCGCGCCUGCUCCGCGAGAGCCCGGCGCCCUCCUCCACGCGGAGGAUCGGCUCCGCUACGCUCUGGUCCCGCGCUACCGCGGCCUCUUCCAGCAUAUCAGCAAGCUGGAGGGCGGAGUGCGCUUCCUGGUCCAGCUGCGCGCAGACCUGCUAGAGGCGCAAGCCCUGAAGAUAGCCGAGGGGCCGCACGUCCGGGAAAUGAAUGGGGUACUGAAGAACAUGCUCUCCGAUUGGUUUUCUACAGGAUUUUUAAACCUGGAGCGUGUAACCUGGCACUCACCUUGCGAAGUACUACAAAAAAUCAGUGAGUGUGAGGCUGUGCAUCCUGUCAAAAACUGGAUGGACAUGAAGCGACGUGUUAGUUCAUAUCGAAGAUGCUAUUUUUUUUCUCACUGUUCAACACCUGGGGAACCACUGAUAGUUUUGCAUGUGGCAUUGACCAAUGAGAUUUCCAACAAUAUCCAGGCAAUAGUGAAAGAGUUUUCUCCUCCAGAAACAGAAGACAAAAACAAAAUUGUCACUGCAAUUUUCUAUUCUAUCAGUUUGACCCAGCAAGGCCUACAAGGUGUUGAGUUGGGAAGUUUCCUUAUAAAACGAGUUGUUAAGGAGCUGCAGAGGGAAUUUCCUCACCUUGAAACUUUUUCAAGUCUGUCACCUAUACCUGGAUUCACCAAAUGGCUUCUUGGAACACUGAGUUCUCAAACUAAGGAACUUGGGAGAAAUGAACUCUUUACAGAUUCUGAGUGUAAUGAAAUCUCAGAUAUCAUAGGUGGUCCCAUUAGUGAAACUUUGAAGAUACUUUUAACCAGCAAUGAAUGGGUGAAAUCUGAAAAACUGGUCAAGGUAUUACAAUCCCCUUUGAUGAGACUCUGCGCUUGGUACUUAUAUGGAGAAAAACAUCGUGGUUAUGCCCUCAACCCAGUGGCAAACUUUCAUCUGCAGAAUGGGGCAGUAAUGUGGAGGAUCAAUUGGUUGGCAGAUUUGAGCCUCAAAGGCACAACUUCAUCCUGUGGGAUGAUGGUCAAUUAUCGAUACUUCUUGGAAGAAACUAGUGUGAACAGUGCUGCAUACUUGGGAGCCAAGAAUAUCAAAGCUUCUGAGCAGGUUCUAAAUUUAGUUUCUCAGUUUCAGAAACUUAGCAAGCUUUAAACAGACACUUCUUGAAUUGGAGAUUUUUUUUUUCAAAUCAGGAAGUAAUGGUGGGGUUUUACGUCUCAAAGGAAUCCUUUGUAAUGAAACAAAUUGAACUGUGUUUUCUUUCAAACAAUGGAUUUAUAAUGACAGGUUUUGUGUCCUAAUUUACAGUAAUUUUAUUUCUUUGCACUAGCAAAUGGAUGAUAUUUGCAGUCUACCUGUCAGCCUGAUAAAUAUACAGAUAAACUACAUACAGACCUACAGAGGGAAGAAAGAAGUUUGGUGUACCUAUAUAUUUAACCAAGGAAAUUACUAGUCAUCAUUAAUAUGUAUGAAAUAGCCUUCACCCUUUUAUUUAUUCUCAGUAUCAGUGCCCUUAUCUGGAUAUCACUUUCAAAAGGAUGUGAAAAUUUUUCAACAUACUUCUUCAGCUUUGGAUGGAGAAAGUACCAUGACAACCCAAAAAGAGAUCUGGGUGAAGACACUUUUUUUUCUUUUUAUUAUAUAAGUAAAUUCACAUCAUGUAUAAUUGUGUUCACUAAGCUUAUUGGGAAAAAAAUAACCAUACAUGCGAGUUCUUUUUUAAAAGUCAUUUUUUCCAUUUACUUGAAAUGUUAAUACUGGUUAAAGGAUUGAAUGGAAAAACAUCCUCCAUUUUAUGAGUUGAAUUUCAAAGGCCCCACAUAUAUGAAAUGGAUGAUAAUUAGCUUGCUGGCAAAAAUGGAAAUAUUUAAGUACAUAAAUUCAAUCAUUUUCCAUAAACAAAAAAAUGAACAGAAUUGCUACUGGGGUAUAAGUUGAUCAUUUAAAAGGAUAUAUUGGGAAACUUGAGAAAUUUUGUAAGAGGGUGUGUGAGCUCAUAAUGAGCUCAUUAGUAAAUAGCAGGUUUGCUGUAUAAACUAUUAAAUAUUGAAAACACA